AUGACCGACAAUACUAUUCAUAUACUCAAUCAAGUGAUCAGUCAAAUAACAUUAUAUGUUCCAUAUUUUACUAUUAUUAUUGGAACCGCGGGUAGUUUUUGUAAUCUUCUUACUUUCACAUCAAGACAAUUACGUAAGAAUGCAUGCGCUUUCUACUUUUUAUGUUCAACAAUAUUUGAUUUGAUUUAUAUAACAUUUGGAGCUUCAACACGUUUAAUAAGCGAUCAUUAUUCAUACGUAUUACCUCGUAGAUCAUCUGUCUUUUGUAAAUGGCGAACAUAUUUGGCCGUUGCUAUACCAGCAUUAGCUACUUUUUUUCUAACACUUGCAUCAAUCGACCGAUGUUUAUUAACAUCACACUCAAGAAAAUGGCGUAAAUUAAGUCAUAUUUCAAUUGCUCGCUAUACUGCAGUUUUAAAUCAUCAAGAUACAACAACUCACAGUACUGUAUUACGUCGAAAUGCGCUCGAACUAUCUGUCUACAAUCGUUAA
Molecule: messenger RNA, 492 nt
Organism: Rotaria sp. Silwood1
Lineage: Eukaryota; Metazoa; Rotifera; Eurotatoria; Philodinida; Philodinidae
Source: the annotation of a GenBank genome assembly